AUGAACAAAAGGUUAAUUGCUGUCUUGGUUAGCUGUAUUCCACUAGCGCGUGUUUUCCAAAGGUACCAUUCAAGCGCGUUGCAAGUAUGGAAAGACCAGCUGUGGAAUCAAUGUCAACAUGGGGUCACCGAUAAAGCGUUUGGUCAAUUUCGUGCAUCCUACACAGGCUGGACAUUGCUUGACCAGUGUCUGUGUGUCUCGGUUAAUACGUACCAGCAUGCUUUGCGCGAUGUAGUUGGACUCAACUUGACGCGCGUGUACUGGGGAGUGGUCGCGACAGUCUUGGUCAUCAUGGCCAUUGAAGGAUCCCGUCGAGGUGCUUCUCGCACCGUUUUAGCCUGGUUGCCCGUGUUUGGUCUAUUGAUGAACGUCUUUGGUGUGGCUGCUGUCACGGCCUUCAUUUGGAUGCCUUGCUACUUUUUGUUCGCCAAGUUCAAUGCCGACGUCCGCCAGUGGACAAUUUCUCCUUCACGCACCAUAGCCAUUGUCGUCUCGAUGCUUAUCACCUAUGCUAUUCCGGCCCUGCUCACGACUCUCGUAUUCCGUACCGGUUCGCCAGCAGAGCAAAAUUCAAUGGCUCUUGUCCAAGUAGCACCUCUUUUGAUGUGGACAUUGUAUGGUGCUCUUGACAGGCUCCUUGCUCGGUAUCCUUCUCCCGUCGAUACCGUGGCAGAUCCGGUGAUGAAGGAAAAACUCAAGGUCGUUGAAGGGAAAGAUUUCGUCGAGCGGACCUAUCUGCUGAUCGGUGGUCUUAAUCUGAUUGUCUACUAUAUUGCUUACAUGCAUUCUCAACUGUAUCGAGGUGUUCUGCCGUGGGAUGCGGUCAAGAUGUUAUUGUCGGGUCCAGACAAUGUCUUUGUUGGACAGUCAGUCGAGGUCCAGGGUCAAUUCUUGACAUCGGCCAUGGUAUUCGGCGACCUUGCCAUCCUUACUUUAUCCUUGCUUCUGUGGGUCUUGCUUGAAGAUGGCAUCAAAUCAUGUCUUGUCGUGGCCGUCGGCAGUGUGUUGCUGGGACCCGGAGCUGCUAUAUCGUUCUAUGCUGCUUACAGAGAGCAUCGCGUACAAGAUUCUAGCAAGCUAGUCGUGAAAAAGGAUUAA
Molecule: messenger RNA, 1098 nt
Organism: Radiomyces spectabilis
Lineage: Eukaryota; Fungi; Mucoromycota; Mucoromycetes; Mucorales; Radiomycetaceae
Exons: 1
Coding region: 1-1098 (365 amino acids)
Source: RefSeq, a predicted model, not a curated record